Molecule: messenger RNA, 594 nt
Organism: Ilex paraguariensis (yerba mate)
Lineage: Eukaryota; Viridiplantae; Streptophyta; Magnoliopsida; Aquifoliales; Aquifoliaceae
Source: the annotation of a GenBank genome assembly
CUUCAGUUAGAAGUGUGUGCCAUGGUAGGGCGGAGGCUCUCAAUCAACCAUAUAGAGGAGAUGGAGUUUGUUUGCAUUGAAGCGAAAUCCAGUCGUUUUGGGAAUUUUUUUAGAAUUUCCAUGUUAAUGAAUAAUGGAAAAAGGGGUCUUAUUAUUCCUGGGGAAUUUGAUGGUGAGGGGUGGCAUGGUUUUAGGAGUUUGCUUGGUGUCUUUCUUUCUGGCCGAAACAAGGUAUGGUGUAAGGAAGUAACAAGCAGGGGCAAUACAGUAGAUGACAAGAACUCUGAUUCUGUUUCAAUGAUGUUAAAGUGUGAUAAAGUGUUCUUGAGAGAAGAGGAGCAAUGGAAAAACACUGUGACUGAUAAGGCUAUCUUUUUCUGCCAAAACGGCAAAGAGGUUGAGAAUGUUUGUAGGUUUGGGAAUUGUGUUCUUGACGGACCAACAAGAGUGAAGAUUCAGAGAUACUAUCAGGAAUUGGAUAAAUUUUGCAGCAGAGCAUCUUUCUUGGGUGGCUGGAUUGCUAUGGAAGGCUUACCGUUUCAUUUGUGGCAUGUGGAGGUCUUCAGCAGGUUGGGAAUUCGUGUGGUGGCUUCG